UUAAACUAUCAAUUUUCACAGUUUACACAAUGGGAGAAAUGAAAGUGACAGGCAAUUGCCUAAAGGGAUCACGUCCAAUUCUCUCCUUCGAUGAGAACUUUUCAAAAAAUCCUCACUACGCCCUCCUGCGAGAGUUGUUCACCCAGAUAUUUGGUGUGCCCAACCACCACCCCAAAAGCAAGCCCUUCUUCGACCACAUCUACACAUUCAGCGUCCUGGACAACAGGAUAUACUUCAGAAACUACCAGAUCCUGACUGAAGAUGGAGGAUUAGCAGAAAUAGGUCCCAGAUUUAUUUUAAAUCCAGUGAAAAUAUUCGCCGGGAGUUUCGGGGGAGAAACCCUCUGGGACAACUACUUUUACAUCUCUCCAGCGAAGUAUCGUCAAGCCGUCAAUAAGAAAGCUGGUGGAAAGUAUAUAAAUAGGCUCGAGCAGAAGACGGCACAGAAGGCGCACAAGCCUGAGGUCUCGUAUGCGUUUAAUCCAUUGGAUGACAUAUUUAAAUGAGAACCAUUGGUGAAGGCCCCACUCCGGGGCAAUCCCCGGACGCGCCACUCAACGCCAUUUUUAUGUCCCCAAAUAGUUUUUUUCAAUUUUUGGGUGUAGGAUUCGUUUGUUGGAGUCUGACAAUCACAAACGAUAAAAGUAGUCUGACAAUCACCGACUAACGACUGUCAAACGACCUGUCUAAAUGACAUAGUUAAUUGUCAUUAAUGAGUAGCCAACGGCACACAGCGUCACGCAUGGCGUCCCGAGGUACUUGUCGACGGUUUCGGUCAACGAGGAAUCGACUUAGUAGAAGUUCACGUCAAUAUUAGUAAUGAUCCCGGCGGUGGGAGGCGCCACCGUCGAUUCUGGCGGCCGGCGGCGACAGAAAGUUUCAUAUAUAGAUAGCGGACGGGUGAUUUCCUUCUGCAUCGUAAUGAAAAUUACAAUACAAGGAUGAUUUUAUAUCAAUUAUUUAUUUUUCCAUACAAAUUAUAAACAUGUUUUACAAAUACUGUACAUAUACUGAAUUCUAUUAUACUUUUAAACCUCUAAA
Diachasmimorpha longicaudata is the source of this 1041-nucleotide messenger RNA. Its product is annotated as ribosome biogenesis protein BRX1 homolog. NCBI's taxonomy places the organism in Eukaryota, Metazoa, Arthropoda, Insecta, Hymenoptera, Braconidae. The record is from RefSeq and is a predicted model, not a curated record. Gene Ontology annotation, biological process: rRNA processing; ribosomal large subunit assembly. The transcript has a single exon. Gene Ontology annotation, molecular function: rRNA binding. The coding region runs from base 30 to 506 and encodes 158 amino acids. Gene Ontology annotation, cellular component: nucleolus.